AUGCGCUUUGGGCACCCUUGGCCGCCCGCCCUCUGCGCGCAGGCCCAGCGACGCCGGUUUGUGAGGCGCGCAAGCGCAUCUGUGUUUGGCAUCGUUGCUUGGUUACAUUAUGCUGCGCUCAAAGAUUCCAGACCUCGGAAUUUCGCUACUUGUUGGGCUCUAGAGGCGGUGAAAAGCCGAGGGGAAGGGGAAGUGUUUGUGAAGCCUCCAGGCUUUGCGGUGAAGAAGUUUUUUAGCUUCGGGAGUAAGAAGGGCGGGUCGUCCUUUCGCGUUACCAGCUCGCUGAGGGACGGCCCGGGCAUCCUGCGUGAGAGGAGAAUUGGAACCAGCAGCUUCGGGUGGGGGUACAACAUCCGAGACAAAGAUCUCAGAAAGAUCCACAAAGUUGCCAGCAUGGGCAACGUAAGGAAACUGCAGGAGAUUCUACUUUCCGGGAAACACGGCGUGGACGAAAGAGACCAGAUGAACAGGACUGCUCUUCAUUUGGCCUGUGCCACUGGCCAUCCAGAUGUCGUUGCUGUCCUAGUGGAGAGGAAAUGCCAGCUUGACCUCUUUGAUACAGAUUAUAGGACUGCUCUGAUGAAGGCUGUACAAUGUCAGGAUGAGAGAUGUGUGACUAUUCUUCUAGAACACGGUGCUGAUCCAAAUCUUACGGACAUUGCUGGCAAUACUGCUCUCCACUAUGCCGCCCUUGGUUCGAAUACAUCAAUAGCAGAGAAGCUGCUUCUACACCAUGCAAAUAUUGAAGUGAGAAACAAGGAUGAACUCACACCAUUUUUACUUGCUGUAAGUGAGAACAAACAGCAAAUGGUGGAAUUUUUAAUAGAAAAAGAAGCAAAUGUACAUGCAGUUGAUAAGUUGCAAAGCAGUCGCCAACUAAUUGCCGAAUAUAGAGAAGAAAAACUUAACAAUGAUUUGCAAAGUAAGAAUGCAGUGGCAGAUAAGAGUGCUGAAGAAGAGUCUUUAAGCAGUAUUUCUGUUAAACCUGGUACUGAUGAUUCAUGGCCUACAUCAGAUGAUGAAGACUUUAAUUUUGAUAUCAAGACUGUCCCAAAACCAAACUUGAGAGCGCUAAUGAAUGCUUCUGAGCAAUUCAAGAAUGUGGGAACAAAAUGUGGCCUUAUAACACUAGGAGGUAGAACUUUAUCUGAGCACGAUAAUUCUGAUUAUGAAGAUGAAAAUAUAGUUGGACUUCUUUACAAACCACCAUUCAAAGCCAAUGACUUUUCUUGUCCUGCUUUUUCAAAACCUGUCAAAUCGUUAGCAGGCCAUGGUGUUAUAAAGGAAGGAGAGGUGCAGCCGGCAACUGGAAAAAAAGACAAUGGUAUUAAUAUUACUGAAAGUGCUCCACAAGAGCAAACAGUUAAUGACCAUCUGACUUCUGCUGAUAGAGCAUACAAAAGUAAUAGUAGUGUUACGAUGUCAGCAUUGGGAUUAGGAGAAGAGGAAGAUGGAGAAUCACCUUGGGAUUCUGAGAGUAUUUCUGAGAAUCCUCCAAAGAAAGACAUUAAACAUUUAUUUAGAGCUGCGGAUCAGAAAGGACCACGUAUAUUAAAUGAACAAGUAGAAGAUUCUCCGAAAAGAUAUCCUUACGUGAAGCCUCCCGUUGAAGUGAAAGAUUCUGUUCCUAAUAAAACAGUAGAAGUGAAGGAAAAACAAGCAUCCAACUCAGAUUGGCCAGCAGAACUAGACUUAGAAAGGACAUCAGAGGAAGAGCAAAAAGACUUGAUGAAAGUUAAAAUAACCACCGAUAAAGGUAUUUCACAAACAUGUAUCCUGGCAGAAAAGACAUGUGAAAAUCAAACCCAGCAAAUUAACGUUCCACUUUUGCAUCUGCAAAAAAAGUCUCGAGAACCAGAAAUGAAUAAGAAAUGUGAUAGAAAGGAUAAUAUAUCUGUAUAUUCAGAACAUUCUUCUGUGCAAAAGCGUGAGGAAAUCUCGAUCAAACAAGGCAAAUUAGUGUGGAAAAAUAAUCUAAAACACAUCACCAGUGAGUUAAAGCGGACGUUUGGUGCAACUUGUGAAAAACACAAAAUUGCUCCUUAUCCUAAGGAAGAGUCACUACGUGGUAACUUUAAAGAAGGAGCAAACUUAAUGGAAAUACCUUCUAACUUGACAAAUGAUAGACUUGAUUGUGAGAAAAAGGACAUAUUUGUAGUGCCUGUCCCUCUAAACUGUGAAAAUGAUAACAAACCAGACACUGAGCAUGUUUUUAACAAAAAUAAGAGUUUUAAAAGUGAUACAGAAACUAAAAAAGUAAGGAACCCACUCGCUACGUUUGAAGUGAAAGAAGACCAAGAGUUUGACGUGCAAAUGGCAAAAAAUAUGAACGAAAAUAGCACUAAUUCUAAAUUAGACAUUGGACGUAUACCUCAGUCUAGUGAUUCAGAAUGCCGUUUCGACAAAAGUUACAGAACAUCAGAAGUAUGUCUAAAAGAAGAAUUACAGCAAGAUGUUCAAAAGUUUAAGAACGAGAUAGGCAUGUUACAGAUAGACAUCCUGGAUGAGGAAAAAAAAAGUUCAACUUCAAAAAGAGAUUCUACUACUUUACUAAAAAUCUAGGAUGCGAUUCUUUCAUAUCAAAAAUUAGAACUUAAAAAUCAGUGUAAACAACUUAAAAGAAAAAAUAAAGAAAUGCAAAAUAAAGUUAAUGGACUACAAAAGGAGCUAUCAGAAACAAAAGAAUUGAAAUUGCAGUUGGAGCAUCAAAAAGUGAAAUGGGAACAAGAACUCGGCAGUUUGAGAUUUACCUUCACACAAGAAGAAGAAAAAAGAAGAAAUGCUGAUAAAUUAUAUGAAAAAAUGAGGGAGCAAUUCAGAGAAAAAGAAGAGCCGUAUAAUAAAGAAGUUGAAAUGAAACAACAACUUGAACUUCGUCUUGCAACAGUAGGUGCGGAAUUGAGGACUGUGAGAAAUAAUUUGGAUCAGGUUGUAGAAGAGCGAAAUGACGCUAAGUUACAACUUUCUCGAGAACAGAAUGCCAGAGUACAAGAUGGAAUUCUAAAGAAUCACCUUUGCAAACAAAAGGAGAUAGAAGUGGGUAAUAACAGAAUGAAUUCUGGGAUGUCUAAUAGUCAUAAAGAAGAAAAAGAUCUGUUGCCUAAAACCCACAUGUGGCAGGAUGAAAUUACCAUGCUAAGACUAGAAAUAGACACAAUAAACAAUAAGAACCAGGGAAUGGAAAGUAAAUAUUGUGAAGACAUUGAAAUUAUAAAAGAAAAGAAUGUCAGUCUUCUAAAGACCAUAAAACUGAAUGAGGAAACAUUAACAAAAACAAUAUUAGAAUAUAGUGGACAGAUUAAUGCCCUGACCACUGAGAAUACAAUGCUAAAGUCUAAACUGGAGAAUGAAAAGCAAAACAAAGAAAGACUGGACACACAAGUUGGAUCAUAUCGAGCUAGACUAGCUACUGCUCUAGAGGAUUAUGAUCAAAGUCAGGCAUCAAAAAGAGACCUAGAACUUGCUUUCCAGAGAACAAAAGAUGAAUGGUUUCGUCUGCAGGACAAACUGAAUUUUGAUGUGUCUAACCUAAAAGAAAACAAUGAGCUUCUUUCUCAAAACCUUUCUAAAGCUGAAAGUAAAUUCAAUAGUUUAGAAAUUGAGCUCCAUCACACAAGAGAUGCUCUCAGGGAAAAGACUUUGGUUCUAGAAUGUGUACAGAGAGACCUAAGUCAAACACAGUGUCAGAAAAAGGAAAUGGAACACAUGUAUCAAAAUGAACAAGAUCAAGUGAAUAAAUACAUUGGAAAGCAGGAAUCCUUAGUGGAGAGAUUAUCUCAACUACAAAGUGAAAAUAUGCUGCUUCAUCAGCAACUAGAUGAUGCUCACAACAAAGCUGCCAGUAAAGAAAAUGUACUAAUUAAUAUCCAAGACCAGUUUCAGGGUAUCAUAGAAAAACUUCAAGCUGAAAGUGAAAAACACAGUCUUUUGCUGGAAGCAAGCAAUAGAGAGCUAAUCAAUUAAUGUAAUCUUUUAAAAGGAAGAAUGUAUCAGUAUGAAAAGGAGAAAGUAGAAAGAGAAGUAGCUGUGAGACACCUUCAACUAGAACUGGCUGAUGCCCUAAAAAAACAGUCUAUGUCAGAGGCUUCGCUGGAGGUUACAUCACAUUGCCGUAUUAAUUUAGAAGAUGAGACACAGGAUUUGAGGAAGAAAUUAGGUCAAAUCAGAAGUCAGUUGCAAGAAGCACAAGAUCGACAUGCAGAGACUGUAAGAUGUAUUGAGACGUCGAAAGAUCAUGUGCAAAAGCUUGAAGUUGAAAAUGCCAAGUUAAAAGUUACAGUCAAAAAACAAGCGCGCAAAAUUGAACAACUUCAGGAAAACCUGUUAAGUACAAGUUUGAUGCAGCAGGAGAUGGAAAGGAAUAUAACUAGAGAACUAGAAGAAGAUGCUGCUGAAUUUGAAUUAGACUCAUGGCAUAUGACCUCCUCUUUAGAAUGUACUUAUGAAUCACAUGUAAAUGACGAUCUACUGGUGAAAUUGUCAAAAGAAUUUUUACAGACUUUGAAGAAAAAUUAUAUGUUCUGAAAGACAAACAGUAAAAUUUAUUUACUGGAUGUUUGUAUAACAUUUUAAUUGUGUCCUACUAAACGUAUUGUGUGAAAAUCUUGAAUAAAGGAAAAUACUUCUGGAUCAUGUGUGUAAUGAAAGUUUAUAUAAUAUCUUAAGCUAUGUUUCCUGGCACCUAAUUAACUUUUAAGCAGGUUUUAUACGUGGAGACCAGCACUAUUGGGUUUUACAUGCUUCAAGCUGCCCAAAUACCAGCUUUUUAAACAGCACCCAACCAACCAAAUUGUCAUUAGUACUUCAGGGGUGUUAACUGAUAGCGUUUUUGUAUUUUCAGUUUUUAUUACUAUAUAUGGACCUAGAGAUUUACACAGACAUCCUUUUGAUAUAUUGCUGCUAAGGCUAUUGUCAAUGUUUCUAUGUAUUACAAUUUUUAUACUGCCAUAAAACCUAUGUAUAAUUUUAAUUUUAAGUACUGAUUCAUAGCUCUUUCCUCAUGGUGAAAUAAGAUUUGCCUAAGGCUUUUCACUUUUUCUGUUUAUUUUUUAUUU
Molecule: messenger RNA, 5054 nt
Organism: Mirounga angustirostris (Northern elephant seal)
Lineage: Eukaryota; Metazoa; Chordata; Mammalia; Carnivora; Phocidae
Product: ankyrin repeat domain-containing protein 26-like
Molecular function (GO): protein binding
Source: RefSeq, a predicted model, not a curated record